CUCCAAACGAUCUCCACGGGAAGGAUGCAAUCCAUCUACAUAUAUAUGGUGUCUUAACUUAGGAUGUAGUUAGUUGAAACUGACAGGACUAUUCCACGUUUAGAAGUGGGUCUGUUUGGCUUGAUAUUACCCUUGAAGUUUCUCUAUUGCCCCUAUUUAUCUCGAAACUACCUAACAUAUAUCAUAAUCUCUGAGUUUAAUAAUGGCAUCCGCAGAUAUUAGCAAAAAACUCAAUGGCCGUCUUGCAGCUGUCUCCGAGGGUCACUGGGUUGACCCGACUGCAGAAGUUAGUCCCAUAAAUGGAUUACCUUUCUAUAAGCCAACACCUGCCGAUAUUACUAUAAACAACCACAAAGAUGGUGACAAGGCCAAGAUUUUGUUCAAGAAUGUCAACAUCUUCGACUCCACUGGCGCGGACCCCUAUCUAGGUGAUGUUCUUAUCGAAGGGGAAAGAAUCAAGGCAGUUGGAAAGGUUGAUGCAACCCCUGAUUCCGACACCUUAGUUGUCGACGGAAAGGGCAAGAAGACCCUCAUGUCCGGUCUUGUCGACUCCCAUACCCACUUCAGCUGGAACAAUUCGCCGACUUUGGACGGAUUGACCAGAACGCCACUGGAAGAGCAUGUGAUACAGACAGCACAGUCGGCAAAGACAUACCUGGACUAUGGAUACACGAUGUGUUUUGGAGCGGCUUCCGCACGACCCCGUCUAGAUAUUGUUGUCAAGCAGGCCAUCAAAUCCGGCCUGAUCCCAGGUCCUCGCUCCCUAGCCAAUUGUCAGGAGAUAACGACGACGGGUGGUGCGAUCAUCCCAAGUAUCAGUCAAUUCGCAGAUGGCCCUGACGCCAUGCGCCAGGUCGUGCGCAAAUGUAUCGAACUUGGCGCCGACAAUAUUAAGCUGAGUAUGACAGGAGACUACGUGCAUGAGACUAUGGGGAGCGAGGAGACCUACUAUACUCUAGCUGAGACCAAGGCGGCUGUUGAAGAGGCCCAUCAUAGGGGCAAGCGUGUAUGCACUCAUGCUCGGUCCGCAGCUUCAGUGAAAUUGUCUUGUCUAGCUGGCGUCGACAUGAUCUACCACGCCAGCUACGUCGACGCAGAAGGGCUCGAUAUGCUCGAAGCGCUCAAGGACAGGGUGUACGUAGCGCCGGCUAUCAACUUUCCCGUGCUUAGCUGCACAGGUGAGGCAAUUCCCUACGGUCUCACGCCCGAGAUGGCCAAGAAAAGGGGCUUAGUCCACGAAGUCGAAGCUGCCAACAAAGCUAUGAAGGAGCUCAAGAGACGCGGCGUUAAGAUCCUUCCUGGAGGUGAUUACGGGUUUGCUUGGGCGCCCCACGGAACCUACGCAAAGGACCUUGCCCACUUUGUCAACCUAUUCGGGUAUACGCCUAAGGAGUCUCUUAUCGCCGCAACAGCCCUAGGAGGAGAGCUUAUGGGCUACCCAGACGACUUGGGGAAGGUAUUGCCUGGAUACUACGCUGAUGUUAUUCUAGUUGACGGGAACCCGUUGGAGGAUAUCGAACUCUUCCAGGACGCUUCCAGACUGCACACUAUCGUGAUAAACGGACACGUCCACAAAAAUGUGAUCGACAUUGAGAAUGGUCCACAGGGCAUCGUGAUAGGUAGCACUCCGAAUAAAUCCGGAGUUGGUUCCAACUUAGCCAUUUAAAGGAACUAGGAGUAAUAGGAUCUUGACGCAUAGGGCACUAUGGUUGAUAUAUAUAAUUUAGUUUGAGCCCUACACACUAAAUUGGAAUCUUACUAGGGCCUUUAAAAGGCUGUUAUUCAAAUAUAUUCAUGGGUGAUCAUUGUUCAAGAGACUUGUAUACUAUUAAUUCAAAAAUGUGAUGUUGGA
Molecule: messenger RNA, 1852 nt
Organism: Daldinia decipiens
Lineage: Eukaryota; Fungi; Ascomycota; Sordariomycetes; Xylariales; Hypoxylaceae
Product: composite domain of metallo-dependent hydrolase
Exons: 2
Coding region: 203-1666 (487 amino acids)
Molecular function (GO): hydrolase activity, acting on carbon-nitrogen (but not peptide) bonds
Source: RefSeq, a predicted model, not a curated record